Molecule: messenger RNA, 192 nt
Organism: Pseudocercospora fijiensis CIRAD86
Lineage: Eukaryota; Fungi; Ascomycota; Dothideomycetes; Mycosphaerellales; Mycosphaerellaceae
Exons: 4
Coding region: 1-192 (63 amino acids)
Source: RefSeq, a predicted model, not a curated record
AUGUAUUUCGCACCCUUGCUGCGCAAGGGGUUUAUAAAUAAACCAAUGACCAUAGGGAUUCCCUUGGCUGCCAGACGCGAAGUAUUAGACUUCGAAUCCUUGUCGUUUCUGACUAAGCAGAACCCCAAAUUUCUGAGCAGCUUGCGAACAAUUCCAAUUCCACCUUUUGAGAUGCUUCGAUUGGACAGAUGA